UUGAGCACAUGUGUGGAGUCAGAGGCAGACAGCAGUGGAAGAGAGAGGUCAAGCCAAGCUGAACACACACUAUCCCAUACUCCGUCUUUUUGCUAUCAGACAGAACUGACCUGGGCAACAGCAAGAAGGAAACACGAUCGAAAUCCCCCUUGGAGCACCAAAAGUUCUGGAUUUGGGUCAAAGGCCAUCUGGCGGUCGCGUGGAAGUGUUUGUACACCCUUGUUGGUCACUCCACAAAGAGCCAAAGCCGACAUGUGUACGGGGAAGUGUGCCCGCUUCAUCGGAGUGUCGCUGUACCCUUUGGCGCUCACCUCGAUCAUCUGCAACAUUCUCCUUUUCUUCCCGGGCUGGGACGUCAAGUAUGCCAAAGAUGGAUACCUCACAGAGGAAGUCAAGUACAUGGGAGGCCUCAUCGGUGGAGGUAUCAUGGUUUUAAUACCAGCAAUACACAUUCAUCUGACAGGAAAGGGAGGUUGUUGUGCUAACCGUUGUGGGAUGUUCCUGUCAAUUGCAUUUGCUGCUGUUGGGGUUGCUGGUGCCCUCUACAGUUUCGUUGUGGCCAUGCUCGGUUUAGUCAAUGGCCCAUAUUGUAGAGUAGGAUUAAUCUGGAUGACUCCUUUUAAAGACAAGGAAAACAGCUACCUUAAUAAUCAGGACUCUUGGUUCCUGUGCUCUGCACCUGACAACGUGAUCAGGUUCAAUAUAGCUCUGUUUAGCACUCUGGUGGCAGUGAGCGGUGUGCAGACGAUACUGUGCUCCAUCCAGAUGAUCAAUGGCCUCUUCGGUUGCCUGUGUGGCACCUGCAAAUCCAAAGGGCCUUAUUGACUUGCGCCCUCUGGUGGCAGACAACAUAAGUGUCAACGUCUCACAUGCUUCAAACUGCAAUGGGGCCACCUGGAAGACAAUGUGUGGUAAUCUACUGUAAAGGCUUUUAUAUUACACAGUUAUUAAUUGGGGGAGAGGGCUAUCUAUGUGAAUACUAUGUGAUUAUUUGUGCCAUGUACAGUUUCUAUAUAUUAAAACAUGUUAAAUCGGUAAUAUGCACUGCUGCCGAUCAUUGUGCUAGUAUGCUAGUAAGUUUAGAAUCAAUAAAUAUUAUUUUCAACA
Messenger RNA from Alosa sapidissima (American shad), 1107 nucleotides. It is a transcript of the gene tm4sf21a, whose product is annotated as transmembrane 4 L six family member 21a. Lineage: Eukaryota; Metazoa; Chordata; Actinopteri; Clupeiformes; Clupeidae. The record is from RefSeq and is a predicted model, not a curated record. The transcript is spliced from 5 exons. Gene Ontology annotation, cellular component: membrane. Bases 253 to 825 code for a protein of 190 amino acids.